Messenger RNA from Diversispora eburnea, 690 nucleotides. Lineage: Eukaryota; Fungi; Glomeromycota; Glomeromycetes; Diversisporales; Diversisporaceae. The record is from the annotation of a GenBank genome assembly.
AUGUGCGAAACUAAAGGUGGAGGUGGAGGUGGAGCGGGUGUUCGAGAACUUGAAAAUCGUGAAACAGAAGAAGAAGAGCCCCAUAUCGAAGGACUUUCUGCUGCAGAAAAACGUAAAAGACUUGAAGAAUUAUUCCAUGAAACUAAAGAUUUUUUUCAACUUAAAGAAUUAGAAAAAAUAGCACCAAAACGAAAGGGGAUUGUGGUACAAUCAGUUAAAGAUGUUUUGCAAGAAUUGGUAAAUGAUAAUCUUGUCGUUCAAGAUAAGAUAGGAUUAUCAAAUUACUUUUGGUCUUUUCCUAGUAGUGCUCUACAAUCGCGAACAACAAAAAUUGAAGAGUUAACUGAAGAACUUAAAAAAUUAAAAGAUAAAAAUAUUGAAUUACAAUCAAGUAUUGAAAAAGCAUCGGGCGGUCGUGAAGAAUCGGAUAAUCGUAAAACAUUAUUGAAAAAUUUGUCAGAAUUAGAAACAAAACGCAUAAAUUAUAGGAAAGAAUUAGAUCAUUAUAAAGAGCAUGAUCCUAUACUCUUAGAAGCUAAAAAACACCACGCAAAUGUGGCAUUAGAAUCAGCCAAUCGUUGGACAGAAAAUGUUUUCAUAAUUCAGUCAUAUUGCAGUAAUAAAUUUGGUAUGGAACGUGGUGACUUUAAUAAACAAUUUGAUAUACCGGAAGAUCUUGAUACUUUGUAA